AUGGACCCCCGGCGCCGCGCCAGCCCAGGGGUCGCUGUCGCCUACUGCUGGCUCCUCUCCGUUGUUCUAGGCUUCUGUGUGUCAUUCAAUGUUGAUGUGAAAAACUCAAUGACUUUCAGCGGCCCAGUGGAGGACAUGUUUGGAUAUACUGUUCAACAAUAUGAAAACGAAGAAGGAAAAUGGGUGCUUAUUGGGUCUCCUUUAGUUGGCCAACCCAAGAACAGAACUGGAGAUGUCUAUAAGUGUCCAGUUGGGCGAAGUGAAUCAUUACCUUGCAUAAAGUUGGAUCUCCCAGUUAAUACAUCAAUUCCCAACGUCACAGAAGUAAAGGAGAACAUGACAUUUGGAUCAACUUUAGUCACCAACCCAAAAGGAGGGUUUCUGGCAUGUGGGCCCUUGUAUGCCUAUCGAUGUGGACAUUUGCAUUACACAACUGGAAUCUGUUCUGAUGUCAGCCCCACUUUUCAAGUUGUGAACUCCAUUGCCCCUGUACAAGAAUGCAGCACUCAGCUAGACAUAGUCAUCGUGCUGGAUGGUUCUAACAGUAUUUACCCCUGGGAAAGUGUUACAGCUUUUUUAAAUGACCUUCUUAAAAGAAUGGAUAUUGGCCCUAAACAGACACAGGUUGGAAUUGUACAGUAUGGAGAAAAUGUAACUCAUGAGUUCAACCUCAAUAAGUAUUCAUCAACAGAAGAGGUGCUUGUUGCAGCAAAAGGAAUAGUCCAGAGAGGCGGCCGACAGACCAUGACAGCCCUUGGAAUAGACACAGCAAGGGAAGAGGCGUUCACUGAAGCCCGGGGUGCCCGAAGAGGGGUUAAAAAAGUCAUGGUAAUUGUGACGGAUGGAGAGUCCCAUGACAACCACCGGCUGAGUAAGGUCAUCCAGGACUGUGAGGAUGAAAGCAUUCAGCGGUUUUCCAUAGCUAUUCUUGGCAGCUAUAACCGAGGAAAUUUGAGCACUGAAAAAUUUGUGGAGGAAAUAAAAUCAAUAGCAAGUGAACCCACUGAAAAGCAUUUCUUCAAUGUCUCUGAUGAAUUGGCACUAGUCACUAUUGUUGAAGCUCUGGGAGAAAGAAUCUUUGCCCUGGAAGCUACAGUUGACCAAUCGGCAGCAUCUUUUGAGAUGGAAAUGUCUCAGACCGGCUUCAGUGCUCAUUAUUCACAGGACUGGGUCAUGCUUGGAGCAGUAGGAGCCUAUGAUUGGAAUGGAACAGUUGUCAUGCAGAAGGCUGAUCAAAGCGUAAUUCCCCAGAACACAACCUUUAAUGUUGAGUCCACAAAGAAGAAUGAACCUCUUGCUUCUUAUUUAGGUUACACAGUAAACUCUGCCACUAUUCCUGGAGAUGUGCUCUACAUUGCUGGACAGCCAAGGUACAAUCAUACAGGCCAGGUUAUCAUCUACAGGAUGGAGGGCAGAGACAUCAGGAUUCUCCAGACACUCAAUGGAGAACAGAUCGGUUCCUACUUUGGAAGUGUUUUAACGACAAUUGACAUUGAUAAAGAUUCUAAUACUGACAUUCUUCUAGUCGGGGCUCCCAUGUUCAUGGGAAGAGAGAAGGAAGAACAAGGAAAAGUGUAUGUCUACGCUCUGAAUCAGACAAGGUUUGAAUAUCAAAUGAGCCUGGAACCCAUUAAGCAGACUUGCUGUUCAUCCCUAAAGCACAACUCAUGCACAAAGGAAAACAAAAAUGAACCAUGUGGGGCUCGUUUCGGAACAGCUAUCGCUGCUGUGAAAGAUCUCAACCUCGAUGGGUUUAAUGACAUAGUGAUUGGAGCGCCCCUGGAAGAUGACCACGGAGGAGCCGUGUACAUUUAUCACGGAAGUGGCAAGACUAUAAGAGAAGAGUAUGCACAACGUAUUCCAUCAGGGGGAGAUGGCGAGACACUGAAAUUUUUUGGCCAGUCUAUUCACGGGGAAAUGGAUUUAAAUGGUGACGGUCUGACUGAUGUCACUAUUGGGGGCCUUGGUGGUGCUGCCCUCUUCUGGUCUCGCGAUGUGGCUGUUGUUAAAGUGACCAUGAAUUUUGAACCCAAUAAAGUGAAUAUUCAAAAGAAAAACUGCCGUGUGGAGGGAAAGGAAACAGUGUGUAUAAAUGCCAUGGUGUGUUUCAAUGUGAAAUUGAAGUCCAAAGAAAACAUGGUUUAUGAAGCUGAUAUGCAGUACCGUGUCACAUUAGAUUCUCUAAGACAGAUAUCACGGAGUUUUUUCUCUGGAACUCAAGAGAGGAAGAUUCAAAGAAACAUCACAGUUCGAGAGUCAGAAUGCACUAAGCAUUCCUUCUACAUGUUGGACAAGCAUGACUUUCGGGACUCUGUGAGAAUAACUUUGGAUUUUAAUCUUACUGAUCCAGAAAAUGGGCCUGUUCUUGAUGAUUCUCUACCAAAUUCAGUACAUGAAUAUAUUCCCUUUGCCAAAGAUUGUGGAAACAAGGAAAAAUGUGUCUCAGACCUUGCCUUGGAUGUAUCCACCACAGAAAAGGGCCUGCUUAUUGUCAAGUCCCACAAUGAUAAGUUCAAUGUUAGCCUCACGGUCAAAAAUAAAAAGGACAGUGCCUAUAACACCAGAACCAUAGUGAAUUAUUCUCCAAAUCUAAUUUUUUCAGGAAUUGAGGCUAUCCAAAAAGACAGUUGUGAAUCCAAUCAUAAUAUCACAUGUAAAGUUGGCUAUCCUUUCCUAAGAAAAGGAGAAAUGGUAACAUUCAAAAUAUUAUUUCAGUUUAACACAUCUUAUCUCAUGGAAAAUGUGAUCAUUCAUUUAAGUGCAACAAGUGACAGUGAAGAGCCGCCUGAAACCCUUUUUGAUAAUGAAGUGAACAUUUCUAUCCCUGUAAAGUAUGAAGUUGGACUACAGUUUUCCAGCUCUGCAAGUGAAUACCAUAUUUCAAUUGCGGCCAAUGAGACUGUCCCUGAAGUUAUUAAUUCUACUGAGGACCUUGGAAAUGAAAUUGAUAUCUUCUACUUGAUUAGAAAAAGUGGGCAUUUUCCAAUGCCAGAACUUAAACUGUCAAUUUCAUUUCCCAAUGUGACAUCGGAUGGUUUUCCUGUACUAUACCCAAGUGGAUGGUCAUCUUCCGAGAAUGUCAACUGCAUACCUAGUAACCUUCAGGAUCCUUUUGGUAUCCACACUGGGAAGAAAAUGGUGAUAUCCAAAUCUGAAGAUAUCAAACGAGGCACCAUUCUGGAUUGCAGUGCAUGUAAAUUUGCCACCAUCACAUGUAAUCUGAUUCCGUCUGACACGAGCCAAGUGAAUGUUUCACUUAUCUUAUGGAAACCAACUUUUAUAAAAGCACAUUUUUCCAGCUUAAAUCUUACUGUAAGGGCAGAACUUCAGAGUGAAAAUGCAUCACUAGUUUUAAGUGCUGGCAAUCAAAAAAGAGAGCUUGCUAUCCAAAUAUCCAAAGAUGGACUACCAGGCAGAGUGCCACUAUGGGUUAUCCUGCUGAGUGCUUUUGCUGGAUUAUUGCUAUUAAUGUUGCUCAUAUUAGCGCUGUGGAAGAUCGGAUUCUUCAAAAGACCACUAAAGAAGAAAAUGGAGAAGUGA
Molecule: messenger RNA, 3540 nt
Organism: Rangifer tarandus platyrhynchus (Svalbard reindeer)
Lineage: Eukaryota; Metazoa; Chordata; Mammalia; Artiodactyla; Cervidae
Source: the annotation of a GenBank genome assembly